AUGGCUACUCAAACAGCUUCUCUUUUACCUCUUGUCUUCAAUGGUGAGCAUUAUCAUAUAUGGGCUGUCGAAAUAAAGGCAUAUCUACGGGGUCAAGGACUCUGGCAGUACGUAGAGGAAGAGAAACAACCCCCUCAGUUGGGACCAAAUCCCACACUUAACCAAAUCCGAUUGCAUGAAGAAGAAGCUUCAAAGGCUCAAAGAGCCUUGUCCCACAUUCACUCAGUUGUCACAGACCUUGUUUUUAUAAGAAUCAUGGCAUGUGAAACAACAACGGAAUCAUGGGACAAGUUUAGAGAGGAAUUCAUAAGGAGUGACAUUACAAGGAAUAUGCAGGUUCUAAAUUUAAGAAGGGAAUUUGAGACGUUGAGAAUGCAGGAAGCUAAGAUAGUGAAGGAAUAUGUUGACAGAUUGAUGAAUAUAGUCAACAAAAUCAGGUUGCUUGGAUUGGAGAUGACAGUUAAAAGAAUAGUGGAGAAGGUGAUAGUAAGCUUACCCGAAAUAUUUGAAGCAAAAAUCUCUUCUUUGGAGGACUCAAAAGACCUAUCUCGGAUCACUUUGACUGAGCUGGUCCAUGCUUUGCAGGCACAAGAGCUAAGAAGGCUCUUGAGGCAAGAGGAUGCGAGUGAAGGUGCAAUGUUAGCAGCUCAUAAAGGCAAGUCUACAGAAGGAAACAACAAGAGGUUUGUUGGAGAAGAGAAGGGAAAAGAAAGGUCCAAUGCUCAGUGGAACAAGACUGGUGGAAUGAAAAAUUUUCCACCUUGUUCUCACUAUAAGAAGAAGGGACAUGCAGAGAAUAGAUGUUGGUUUAGCCUAGGAAUACAGUGUAGGGCCUACAAGUAG
Messenger RNA from Pistacia vera, 843 nucleotides. RefSeq lists its product as uncharacterized. The record is from RefSeq and is a predicted model, not a curated record. NCBI's taxonomy places the organism in Eukaryota, Viridiplantae, Streptophyta, Magnoliopsida, Sapindales, Anacardiaceae. The transcript has a single exon. Bases 1 to 843 code for a protein of 280 amino acids.